This is a messenger RNA of Ramularia collo-cygni, 609 nucleotides long. RefSeq lists its product as uncharacterized. Gene Ontology annotation, molecular function: acyltransferase activity, transferring groups other than amino-acyl groups. The transcript is spliced from 5 exons. The coding region runs from base 1 to 609 and encodes 202 amino acids. The record is from RefSeq and is a predicted model, not a curated record. NCBI's taxonomy places the organism in Eukaryota, Fungi, Ascomycota, Dothideomycetes, Mycosphaerellales, Mycosphaerellaceae.
AUGGAGACACCAGAAGAGCAGCCAGAAGACGGUGUCAUUGUACAUUUGAGCGAUGGUGUUGCUGUUAGGGCGCUCAGACAUGGCGACAUUGCAUCGCUUUCCAGGCAUGCGAGUAGCAGAAACGUCUGGUUGAACUUGAGAGAUCGUUUCCCACAUCCAUAUACCGAGAGCGACGCUCAGAUGUGGAUCGAGCGAGUUUCUGCUCCCGAAAAUCAGAUGCGUUCGGGAGUGUAUUUGGCAGCUGGCGGGAACGGACCAUUGCUCCCUGCUCAUUAUGCCAUUACCGUCGAGGACGAAUGCGUUGGGGGUAUAGGCAUCGACUUUGGCUCAGACAUCUACUUUCGCACUGGCGAGAUUGGGUAUUGGCUCUCUGAGGACCACUGGGGAAAAGGUAUCAUGGGAAAGGUAGUCCCAGCAUUUGUACAGUGGACUUGGAAGGCUUUCGGCAUCCUAAUCAGGCUGAAUGGAAGUUGCAACGAGGGGAACACGGGGUCUGCCAGGUGCUUGGAGAAGGCCGGGUUCGUGUUUGAAGGCCGCCGUGAGGCAAUGAGUUGCAAGUGUGGCCAGGUGCAAGCUGAACUCAUGUACGGAGCGCUUCGACCGGAGUGA